AUGUAUAAACUUUUCAGAUUUUAUUUAACUUCCUGGAUUCUUAUUAUAUGCAUUAUUCAUGUCUGCCCUCCGUUUUAUAUUUUACAGCAUCCAAAAAGAAGGGAGGACCGUUGUUUUGUGACAUACAAACCUCCACCACAAAGUGAUGAUCCUGCAUUGGAGGAAGAGUUCCUUGAUCGGGCUAAUUUUAUUGCAGAUGAUUUGGAUUGGCUUCUAUCCUUGCCUCAUGAUAAGUUUUGGUGCCAGAUUAUCUUUGACGAAACCUUACAGAACUGCUUGGAGUCUUAUUUGCGUUUUUCUCCCAGAAAUUUUGAUGAGCGGAGUCCUUCAAAACCUGCAGUGAUGGAUGUACAGAAUCGCAUUCACCAUUCUGUUUUCCUCACCUUCCUAAGAAUGUCUACCUACAAGGAAUCCAAGGAUAAUUUUUUCACUCCUUCUGCAUUUGGUGAGCUCAUCUAUAACAAUUUUCUGUUUGAUGUUCCGAAGAUUCUAGACCUCUGUGUUUUGUAUGGGAAAGGGAACAGUCUGCUUCUACAGAAGAUGAUUGGAAACAUAUUCACACAGCAGCCAAGUUACUACAAUGACCUUAAUGAAACAGUGCCCACAAUUCUCCAGGUUCUUGACACCAUUUUGAAUAAAUUUGGCCUGUGUACUGAAAAUGCUACAGAAGUACCUCAGAAACUAGGAUCGAGGCCCAGAAUGUCACUCAACAGCAUCUCUGAACAGGAACUGCAGGACAUGCUGUUUUACCUGUGUGACACGUCUACUACACUAUUUGCUUUUCUGGAUGUCUUUCCCAAUGCAAGCAACACAUUGCAGAAGCAUGACUUCCUACUCAGACUUGCUUCUUUUUAUGAACUUGCAGUUCCAGAGCUUGAAAAUACAUUAAAGAAGAGAAAGUUUGAGGACAAAAGCCUGCAGCAUGAUUUGUGGAAAAGACUCUCUCAUUCCAAGAAAAAAAUUAUUGAAAUUUCACACAUCAUCAUCAACUACACUUGCCUACAGCCAAUUUUGGAGAACAGCUCAGAAAAAAUUCAAACCUUCGUAGAGGACUUCCUACAGACUUUCACAGCUUUGCUUCAUGAAAAGAGGUUCCUAGUGAAUUAUGAUGAGCUGUUUCCUAUUGUGGAGGAUAUCAGUUUACUGCAGCAGGCAUCUCCUGUCCUAGAUGAAACCAGGACAUCCUAUAUUAUUCAUGCAGUGGAGAGUGCAUGGCAGAUGGUAGGCAAAAGGAAAGCCAGUGCACUUCCUGCAAAGACUAAACAAUAUACACAAUCUGUCAAUAAAGCUGAAGCCAACAAACAAACUGAAGCAGCAGUCCAGGAGCAAUAUCAGACCGAGGUGGACAACGAAUGUCUCGGAGCUACUGCAGCCUGUGUGACUGGGGUGGAGCUAGACUCACUGAUAUCCCAAGUAAAAGACCUCCUUCCUGAACUGGGAGAAGGCUUUAUACUGGCAUGUCUGGAAGAGUAUAACUACAGCACGGAGCAAGUUAUCAACAAUAUACUAGAAGAUAGGCUUGCACCAUCACUGCAAACACUGGACCGGUCACUGCCAAGGCAAGUGAAAGAAGAGAAGCCAUCCCCGUUGUCCAGGAGAUGUAAUGUAUAUGAUGGAGAUGAAUUUGAUGUGUUCAGUAGAGACACAGUAGACACAUCCCGAAUCUGGAAAGGACGCAAGAAAGGUGAGGAUGCAAAAAGCUUGUUGAAUGAUAAGAGCCACAUUUCACAGCUAAAGGGUCGCUAUGAGCAGUACAGUAUAGUGGUGGAAGAGGUGCCUGUGCAACCAGAGGAGGAAGGUGGAUCACGAUUUUACAGAGAUGAUUAUGAAGAUGAGUAUGAUGACACAUAUGACUCCAACCAAGUGGGAGCCAAUGAUGCUGACUCAGAUGAUGAGUUGAUUAGCAGACGCCCCUUUACUAUUCCUUUGGUGCUGAGAAAUGGAGAGCGAGAUGUAAGGCAAGAUGAAGAUGAGGAAGAGGAAGAAGUCGAUGAGCAAACUAAAAAGGAGGAUGGACUAAGGAGGGAUUACUUUGUCCAAGACCCAGCAGUGCUGAGGGAAAGAGCAGAGGCCCGACGGGCAGCUCAGUAUGCCAGAAAAGGGCACAGGUUUGAUAACUCAUCUGUAGUGGGAAAUACGAAAGGACAAGGGCAGAGCAAAGAGACCUUGCUAGAACGGCGGAGGAAAGAGGCCAAUAAGUCAUUACGAGGAAAUCACAACCGGAGAACCAUGGCAGAUAGGAAGAGAAACAAAGGAAUGAUUCCAUCAUAAGAGAAAAGUUCUUGAAUUUCAUCUCUGGUGCCUAGGAUCACUGAUCUAAGACAAGUGGACAGAGAAAUAACGUUCUGUAGUUUCAGAGAAAAUGGACCUCCUGCGUCUUUAUUAUAGAUUGGUGUUAAACAACAGUACUUGAUUGCACAGGUCUGCAAUUGUAAGAUACAUGACAAGGCAAUACUAAACUGUUUUGUUGAAAGAGAAGAAUAACAAGUUGUACAGCUCUAUGCAAAAUAAAUAUAAUUUUUAUGUUAUCUUUAAAAUGUUAAAAAAAGCACUUGUACGCAUUAAUUUCAAUAAUGUAAUGCAUUCGUACUUCUGUGAACAGACCAAGUUUUUGUCUAUUUGAGUUGUAAGCCCUUGCCGAAGAAUUUUUAGACAAAGCUCAAACCCCUUUAUGUUCUCAUAAAAGUUGAAUUGAAUACUUCAUAAUAAAGGGUUUUUAAAUGCA
This is a messenger RNA of Protopterus annectens (West African lungfish), 2725 nucleotides long. RefSeq names its product activating signal cointegrator 1 complex subunit 2 (gene ASCC2). The record is from RefSeq and is a predicted model, not a curated record. The transcript is spliced from 18 exons. The coding region runs from base 1 to 2271 and encodes 756 amino acids. Gene Ontology annotation, biological process: regulation of DNA-templated transcription. Gene Ontology annotation, molecular function: ubiquitin binding. Lineage: Eukaryota; Metazoa; Chordata; Ceratodontiformes; Protopteridae.